Messenger RNA from Enterobius vermicularis (human pinworm), 1413 nucleotides. The record is from the annotation of a GenBank genome assembly. Lineage: Eukaryota; Metazoa; Nematoda; Chromadorea; Rhabditida; Oxyuridae.
AUGUUGGGACGUCACCGAUAUACAGCGAUAAUUAAACAGUAUCAUUUUUAUUGUAACCGUUUAAUUCAUCAUUUCGGUGCUACAGCAGAAUUAUCCCAGAAAAAAGCAAUUGGUGAAAAAAGGAAAUUCAGUCCACCAAAAGAAUUCAUCUUAGAUGGUUUUACUCUGGCUCCUGACGAGAACUGGAAUAUCUCUCCAGCGAUUCUGCAAAUGCUUGGAAGGAAGCUACUUUCUGAAGAAGGGAAUCCAUUACGUCUAUUAAAACAAGCUAUUGUUGAUCAUUUUAGCUCAAAAUAUUUUAAUAAAGAAAAUAAGCCUCUUUACGCGGUUUGUGAGGACGAGCCACGCGUGGUCUCAGUAUGGGACAAUUUUGACUCUCUCCUCACUCCUUCAGACCACGUAAGUAGGAGGUCGUCGGAUACGUAUUACGUUAACAAAGACCAUUGUUUAAGGGGUCAUACGUCUGCUCAUGAAUGCAAACUGAUUAACAGAGGACUCCACAGUUUUCUUACAGUCGGUGACGUUUACCGGCGAGACCAGAUUGAUAGAUCUCAUUAUCCAUGUUUCCAUCAACUUGAGGGGGUUCGACUUUUCUCAGGUGCAGAAUUAUUCGAUCCGUCUACUGGGACUAAAUUAAGAGAAGAUUUACAUUUGCAGCAUAUACUUUUCGAGGAUGGUUCGAGGACAAAAGACAAGCAGGAAACACACUCUAAUAAAACUGCUUUGCUGUUGACGCUGAAACUGAAAGCCAGUUGUUUAAAUGGAAUAAGUGUUGAAUUUCAGGAUACUCUAGAGCAGUUAUGUUGUGACUUAUUUGGUCGUAGCACGAAAAUGCGCUGGGUUGAAACGUAUUUCCCAUUUACACAUCCUUCCUUUGAGCUAGAAGUAUUCUAUGAAGACAGAUGGUUGGAGUUACUCGGAUGUGGUGUUUUAGAGCAGAAGAUUCUUGAAAAUUCUGGGGCCUCGGAUAAAGUUGGAUUUGCUUUUGGUUUAGGACUUGAACGACUAGCAAUGGUGUUAUAUGAUAUACCUGAUAUCAGACUGUUUUGGUCGCAGGAUUCUGGAUUCCUCUCGCAGUUUAAGGGCAAGUCUUCAAAAGAAAGCAUCAAGUACGUUCCUGUAAGUGUACAUCCUCAGGUGUAUCUUGAUCUUUCUUUUUGGAUGCCUGUCGAAAUUGAGCCAAAUGAAAUGACUGCCAACGCUUACGAUGCUAUUCGGUCAAUUGGAGGGCCACUUAUUGAGCAGGUAAAUAUUACGGACUCGUACAAAAACAAGAAGACGGGACGUCUGAGUCAAACUUAUCGUUUAGUUUAUCGCAGUCCUACAAAAUCUUUGACGAAGGAAGAGUGUAAUAAAAUUCACGCCAGUAUUGCAUUAUAUUUGAAGGAAAGGUACAAUGUAGAAAUUAGGUAA